AUGGCGGCCCGCAUGGCAUCUUCUCACCAGGGCCGCCGCCUUGUGCAGGUGGAGGCACAGGCGGCGCCGGCUAUCACGUGCUCACACCCGUGCGGCUGCGCGUUUGGCGUGGACUAUGGAGAGGAUCUCUGCACGUACGCCAACACCACCCAGGAUGUCAGGUUGCUCCAGGCAGAGCUGAACAAGCCUGACGCAGACUUCACGACUGCGCUGGACAUCUACAACAACGCCCGCAUCGCAAAGCGGCCCGACGGCACUCCCCGCACCAUGGUGUCUGUCACCAAGCGCAACUACAGCCAGGAGGCCUUUUACGCCCUCUCAUCCUCGUACUACAAGAAGCAGUUCUACCUCGAUGACGUGUUCGGCGCGGCCCUACGCGGUGACGGCGACUACGCCGGCGCAUGCUGCGGCGUGCGCGCCGAGGUCGCGAUUGCAGGGUCGCGCUGGUUUGCUGGCGCAUUCGCAAUGCACGAGGUCAACGCCGGCCAGUGCUUCGCCACCGGCUGCAACGCCCGCGCCAUCAAUCUGCCACUGGCGGCCGAGGAGAUUCUGCACGGCAUGGCCAUCCUGACAGCCGCAGACGGCACAUCAGCAAAGGCCCCCAAGGCCCCCAACGGCACCGCCAACCCCACCACCCUCUUCCAAGUCACAAACACCAUCGGCAAGUUCUACUGCACCUUCUCUGCCUCCAAGAAAGAGCCGCUCUCGCCCGUCAACCGUGCGACUGUGACCGCCUCUCAGGAUGCCAGCGCCGCUGCAGCAGCCGGCAACCUGCCGGGCCUGGCCACGCACUACGAGGCGAUUGAGAAGGCCUUUGUCGCGCGCUUCCUGCAGUACAGCCUCAGGAGCGCCUACGACGCCUCCAAGACCGCCUCAAAGGGGCUGCUGAAGAAGUCGGGCGCCUGCCGCUCUCCCUGCCUGCGUCUGGCGCAGCAGGCCGCGGCGCGCACCUACUUCCGCGCCGCGGAGCCCAUCAUCGCCCGCACCAACCCCGACCUCGUCGCGCGGGCCAACGCCAUCCUGACCGCGCCCAACCCCCUCAAGACGUACAAGGACCUGGUGCUGGCCUACCAGGCCAUUGCCACAGCCCUGGGGCAGGAUACCAAGAAGCUUCUGCUGAAGUGCAAGACCAAGUGA
This is a messenger RNA of Monoraphidium neglectum, 1137 nucleotides long. RefSeq lists its product as hypothetical. Lineage: Eukaryota; Viridiplantae; Chlorophyta; Chlorophyceae; Sphaeropleales; Selenastraceae. The transcript has 8 exons. Bases 1 to 1137 code for a protein of 378 amino acids. The record is from RefSeq and is a predicted model, not a curated record.